UUCUAUAUCCUCUCCGUCACUUCAGCCGUCUACGCAGCAUGUAUACCCAGUACCACCUCCACCGACGAUCUUCAAUCUUUGUUUCAAAAAGGAGGUGUCAAUUACAUCCUCUCCCUCUGCCCGAAUCAAACUUACAAUCUCACUCAAAUCCUCAAUUACACCGCUGCCGGUCAGGAAAUCUCGACAGAAGGAUAUCCAACAGAUGUUAGUAGAGCCACGUUAUUAGUAGGAGGUUUCAACAUUUCCACAGCUGUCCAAGCUCAGAAUAACGGAUUGGAUGGGUGUAAAUUACGAAAUGUUCAAGUGAAUGGGAAUAGGGGGGAUGAUCCUAUAUAUCAAGGAGGAGGGGGGUUGAUAGAAUUUGGAGGUGAUACUAAUGGACAAUUGGUAGAAUAUGUUCACUCGUUUGAUCCUAGAGGAUGGUCAUGUUUACAUAUUGCGGAAGGACCUUUCACUUGCACAAACGUCACUAUUCAGAAUAACGAUAUUGGUCCUUGUGGUUCAGAGUUCUUCCAAAUGUGGUCAGAUGGUAUAAGUCUCAGUUGUCAAUCGAGUUUGGUACAGAACAACGUUAUAACCGAUGCGACUGAUGGAGGUAUAGUAGUAUUCGGUGCACCGUUCUCCACGAUCCGGAAUAACACUAUUCGCGUUAAAACUAAAACUUUGUUGGGAGGUAUCAACAUGGUCGAUGUCUUACCAUGGCGACCACCUGGUAAUUAUUCCGGCGUUCACGUCACGGAUAAUUCAAUCCAUGGUGGUUUUGCCACAGGGUACGGUAAUGCAACACUCGGAACGAACAACGCUUCAUCCGUCAUCAAGAUAGGUAUCGCAGUAGGACCUAGAACAUGGUUUGAUGAUCAAUUCGGGAAUAACGUUUCCACCGGAGGGGUUAUUGAGAAUAACGUAUUACAAGGUGCUUUUUCAUUUGGUAUAGCCGUAUCAUCUGCGAAAAGCUUUACACUACAAAAUAAUACAUUCAUCAAUAAUAUCUCGUUCGUCGGAUCAUACGGUGUUAACUGCACAACAGGUGCAUCAACUCCUCAUCCUCCCACUGCUCUUUUGUUCGAUCCGUCCAAUACGGAGAACAUCACCAUAAUCCCUGGAUCAUCUACUACAUCAGGGGAUAAUCUUGAUUUCGUCAAUGGGAAAGCGGAAGGUUUAACAUGUUUCGUUCAUCCUCCAACUGAUGAGUUUGCUUGGCCUUAUGGAGAUGGGGGUGUUAAUGCUGGAGCGACGGAAACUACUGGAGGUGGAUCGACAGGGUCUACGAGUGGGAAGGGUACGGGUCCAUCAAGUACGGGAUCGAAUUCCGGAUCGACUUCA
Molecule: messenger RNA, 1323 nt
Organism: Tremella mesenterica DSM 1558
Lineage: Eukaryota; Fungi; Basidiomycota; Tremellomycetes; Tremellales; Tremellaceae
Exons: 9
Source: RefSeq, a predicted model, not a curated record